UUAAAUUAAAUCAGUAUAUAAAUGGUAUUAUGAUACUGAUGAUGAUGAUACAACAACGGAAGGGUUAAAAAGUUUUAAUUGCGAAUGGCGGUUAACGGUGUAACGAUAUCGGAGACGAUAACGGAAUCGAUAACUGAACGAUUAUCGCAUCUUGAAAACCUAUAUUUUCCAAGGGCUCAACAAUCUUCUGCUAUCGAUCCUUCCCAACGUAAAUCCAUCAUUCAGGAUCUUUUUAACCGCAACCUCCCCGUUUUUUUAGAGCGCUAUGGAUCCCUGCUAACAUUGGAGGAGCUUAAGGAAUUUGAUAUAUUAAGUGACGAUUAUGAAAUUAAUUGGCAUCUAAACCAUCUUCGGAGUUUGAUUAGUCCAACAUUGGAGGAUGUGAAGACGAGAUCUGCAAAGGUUAAGAAUAGGAGACGCGCAUACAUGGAUAGGUUAAUGUUUGAUGGGAACUUUUUCUCUGAAGAUGCGAUGCGGGAUAGAGAACCCUACCUGCACCAUGAGUUUGUUGGGAAAUUCCAAGACCAAAGUGAAAGACGCAUGUCUAGGCCCGGGGAGAGGUGGUCAGAGACAUUGUUGAGGAGGGCAGAUGAUGAUCUUUUGGUGGAGAAGAUAAGGAGUGAGCAACAGAGAUUAGGCGUGGAUGAAAGGGAAUGGGUGGGGAAUGAGAGAAAGUCAGAUGAAGAGGAGGAGGACGAAGAGGAAGAAGAUGAAGUGGAAGAAGAGAAUCAUGGUGAUGUCAAUGUUGAAGGGAUGCAUCAACAAAAGGUCCUUCCAGAGGCAACUAGUUUAUCAGCUGAGGAGAUGCAGGAUCGGAUGGACCAAUUUACUCAUGUGAUGCAGCAGAAGUUUCUUGCAGGUGAAGAUGAUCAACAUUUUAAUUACUCAACUAUAGAUGAAGAUGUGACAUUAGACGAUCACUGGAUGAGGGAAGCUAAUCAUGAUGCCGAAGAUAAAUACUUUGCUGAUGUUUGAAAAGCAAGGUCUCUGGCUAUGUAUAUCAGUAACUGUAGUUAAACUAGUGUAAUUAGUUAUGAUCUUUGAAAUCUUCCAUCAAACUAUGUUUUCGGUUGUGGGAAUAUUCAAGCAUGGUUUUGUUUA
Molecule: messenger RNA, 1101 nt
Organism: Erigeron canadensis
Lineage: Eukaryota; Viridiplantae; Streptophyta; Magnoliopsida; Asterales; Asteraceae
Product: coiled-coil domain-containing protein 97
Exons: 3
Coding region: 85-975 (296 amino acids)
Source: RefSeq, a predicted model, not a curated record